Molecule: messenger RNA, 3982 nt
Organism: Diabrotica virgifera virgifera (western corn rootworm)
Lineage: Eukaryota; Metazoa; Arthropoda; Insecta; Coleoptera; Chrysomelidae
Exons: 3
Coding region: 153-635 (160 amino acids)
Source: RefSeq, a predicted model, not a curated record
CUUUUAAUUUCGUGUUGCGUCACGCUCAGUUGAGAAGGAAUUACUCGUUGAGUGACUUUCAAUUUCGUCAAAACAUUCUCGUUGAUUGGUAGUCGAUUAGUGUGAGAUCAAGUGGUACUAAGUAAUUGUUAUGUAAGAAGAAAAUAAUCAAAAUGCAAAAAAUGCAUGCAGGUCUAUUAUUUGUUGCUGUCUGUACACUAAUUCCAUCAGUUUUACCAAUCAGAAAUACGUUCAGAAACUACCACCAAGAACUAAUAUACCCAUCUAAAGAUCUGUUUGGAAGUUCACUAUCUCUAGAUUUUUCACUCGGCUUGAGUUUAAAGAAACCGAGGAUUGAGAUACCACCGUUCACACAGUUCGCUCUUUUUGAGUCACCAAAGAUUAAUGGUCCUCCUGUAUUUCCACUGUUUACUCCAAAUACAGUCGAUCAAAGACCUGAGACUGUUGGACAAAUCGAAGAAUACAAGAAAGCUUUAGCAGAAGAAGCGGAAGAAAAACUAAAGGAACAACAAGAAAAUGUUAUCCCUUCAUCAUUUAGACAAUUUUCCGGGCUUGGCAGUUUCGAUUUGACCACAAAACCGACACAUUAUGUAAAUGUAAAAUCUGAUGCUUAUACGUAUAAAUAUAGAGUUUAACCUUAUAGUCUAAGAGCCGAUAUAAGAACGAACUUCCCCGAUCUGUUGAAUGGAUAAAAAUUAUUUGAUAUAAAAUUUAGCAUGUUAAAAGUUUUAAAAAACAAGAGGUUCCCGAUAUAAUUUUGUUCAGACUAUAAUUACAGUGAACUCUCCCUUGAAGUCGUUCCUCAUAAAGUGUCCGUUUAAAGGAGGUGUCCGUUGAAGAGAAAAAAAAAUAUGUUAACUUGGAUGUUUUAAAAAUAAAUGCAUGUAUGUAUAUAUAUAAAAAGAGAUAUAGUCUGUUCGCUAAACUCAGACGCAACUGGCUACAUAUUUUAGUCGAUAAUUUUUUUGUUUUUUACCAAUUCUGCAAAAAUUUGCAAAAUUACUAACUAUUUAGUGAUUAUUAACUAUUUAGUAAUUAUUUUUUGCCAAUUUUACUAAAAUUGGCAAAAUUACUGACUAAAAUAUCUAGAAAGUUGCGUCUGAGUUUAGCGAACAGACUAUACUAGGUUUAAUAUUACAUAACACAAGUUGUGGAUGACCACGCAGCGUUGUUUAUGAAGAAUUUUCUCUCUGCAUUCUUCUAUCAAAAUAUUAUAUUGGUACAAAAGAGAAUUGUGAUCCUAUCUUUAGAAGCCUUGCCUCCAAUGCCCCUUUCUCCUUUCAGGGUAUAAGUUUUCUUGGGUAAUGCUCUAAACUCUAAAAAAUAAUCCCGUCUCAUCUGCGUUAAUAAUAGGUUUGUUCCAACACAACGAAAACCUCAUCAUGUAACGAUCAUCGUCCUGCGCAGUGAACAAAAUAACCCAUGGAAUGCACGAUAUACAGACACAGAAUGUAUGGAACGUAUUAUUUUAUAGUAACGUGAUCGUUACAUGAUGGCUCUUCGUUGUGUUGGAACAAAACUCAACGCUUAGAUUCCUUGCAACUUCUAAUGCCUUUUCUUGAAUAAUUUUACCAGAAACAGGAAUAUUUUUAGACCGCACUUCACAAAACAAUCGAAAACAAUUAUUUAUAGGUCUAAUGCUGUACCAUCGGUUUUCAAAAAUUUUCUUUUCGCUUCCAGGUGACCGUUCUCAUAAAACUGAUUGAUUAUAUCACUUUUAUGAUUCAAAAUUUCACUGGCUUGAGGUUUUCUAAUUCCAAAUUUUUCAGCUAGCUGUCUAACAUUUAAUUUAUGCUUCUCUCCAUAAUGAACCACAUCGACUUUUUCUUUCAAACUUAAAAAAAUCUAAUAGACACAAAAUUUAUUAUGAAAUGUAAUCCAAAAAUAAUGUUUUUAAGGAAACACUCAUAAAAAUACGACAUCUAUUGCAUAUGCUUAAUCAGACAUUCCGCUUAAAAUUAUUAAAUCCUUGUUCCAGUCAAAACACAAGUCAAAACAACCGACCAACAAAAACAUUAAAUUUUUAUUACUUCUUAUGUAGUGUUGAUAACGUGAACAGUACCAAAUAUCAUUUCGUGGACAUCUGUAUUGAUUUGAAAUAAUAAAUGUAUUAUCUACUGACGAUUUAUAUUGUAAAAUAUUUGAAAAAAAGUUUUAAUUUUUUUCAUUUACUGUCCCCGUCCCUUGUUGAUAGUGUCCGUCGAAGGGAGUUAAAGGAUACAGGUUCAUAUAUGACCGAAUAAUUUUUGUUUUAAAAAUCGUCCGUAUAGUGGAGGUGUCCGGCGAAGAGAGGUGUCCGUUAAGAGAGAGUUUACUGUAAUUAAUAAUUAAAAAAUGACUUUAUGACUACCCCAGAUAAUCCAAAUAAUAUUCGAAAAUAUUACUUCAAUUAUCCAAGAUAGCUAUCGUUCACCCUAGCUUAGCUCAGUCUCUCAAGGUGUGUGUUCGUCUUGUCCCAAUCUUAGAUAUGAACUAUGAAAAUUCAGAAUGGAAGCAAACAAAACAAUAUUUAACCAAUCAUGUUUAUUGUUCAAUAAAGAUAUAAUAAAAAAUGUGACUUCUUAAAUGCAUUAACAAAUAUAUUCAAUCUUGCUAAAAACUUACUAUUUUUAAAUUAUACUUAUGGUUUAUCGGUUCGAUGGUAACUUCUUGAUGACGAAUGGUACAGCUGUUGACUUGUAGACCUGGGCAGAUGUUGUGGUCCUAGGUCCCUGCAGCGACGGUCCUGGUGGUGUUGUACAUGUUGGGUGCUGCUGUCUAUCUAGAUGCAUCCUGUUGUCUUCGCCUUAUGAGUAGCAUCACCGGUGAUGUAUGAGGCCGGAGGUUCCCGAAGGGAGAAAGAUUGAUUUUUUCGCAAAAACUAGAAUAUAAAACGUGUAUAAAUUUUGACAUCGAGAAGAAAGGUACCUUGCCCAAAAAGUAUUCAAAAAGUAGCAGAUGGCAAUGGGUAAAUUAAAUAGAAUUAAAACUGAUACUACUAGUUAAAAUUUGAUUACUAAUAGCAUAUUAAUAUAUGAAAAGAAAUAUCAGAAAUCAGAACACAUGCUUUUAGAAGAUGGGAGGUUAGGUAUAGAAACAGAAAAGGUUAUAAAAAUUAAUACAGGGUUAUAAAAUCUUGUACAGUGAUGGUUAAAAAGUUACCCCAAGAGACAAUAUGAAAGUCUGGAAAUAAAAUGAAGAUGUGAUGGGCUCAUCUCAUCUCAUAAUAAAUUAAUUUUUCCCCUCCAUUACUAAUUGCCACUCUCAUUGACAUUACAGCGUAAAGUAUGAGGGGAUGGACAACCAUAUUCCGUAUUAAAAGACAGAUAUCGAGACAGUAAGGAUAUAAGGAGUACAUUCAGUAUGAUGACGGUUAGAUGUUAGAUGAAAAGAGAGUUGCCUAUAGAACGGCGCUAAACAGGUUUUUAACGAAAAAACAAGUUAAAACGAAUACAGAAUAUAAUUAUUAAUGAAAUCUUAAAGAAAAAAAAAUUAUUUAAAAAUAAAAUAGCAAAGAUGUGACGUUUGUAUCGUUACCAAUCGAUAUGAUAUAUACAGAGAAGCAUAAACUCAGAAAAGGUAAAGAGAAGGAAAACUAACACUAUGGCUCAGGUGUAGAGGAAGACCUAGAAAAAGAUGGCUGGAUGAUGUAGAAGAAGACAUAAGAGCAAUGAAUGUUGAAGAUUGCAAAGUUCAGUGCAAGGAAAGAAAGAAAUGGAAAAAAUCACGACAGCAGCAGAGAUACACCAAGCUAUAAAUGACAGAGAAAUAAUCAACCUUAACCAAGAAUAGGAUUUUGAACGCGUUGACGUUAGCUAUACUUCCUAGGGAUUGUAAUGCUUAAUGAAUGAAUGUAACAGAUCAGUGAAGGUCGUCCUCAUAUCGGAACCUAUCUCUACUAUUAAGAAAAUUAUGUUACCUACAUUAUUAAUUUAUUAUCUUUACAUUGUUGUUCUAUUUUUUUAUAUUGUCAUUGAAUAAAUUUAUGUUUUAUUUACUUAAA